Phialemonium atrogriseum is the source of this 3087-nucleotide messenger RNA. RefSeq lists its product as uncharacterized. NCBI's taxonomy places the organism in Eukaryota, Fungi, Ascomycota, Sordariomycetes, Cephalothecales, Cephalothecaceae. Bases 1 to 3066 code for a protein of 1021 amino acids. The transcript is spliced from 2 exons. The record is from RefSeq and is a predicted model, not a curated record.
AUGGACCCCCUCUCGGCGAUCGGCCUCGCGAGCAACAUCCUACAGUUCAUAAGCUUCUGCGGCGGGCUAUUCUCGGAAUCCCGAGACAUAUACCACUCCUUCAGCGGCACAACCAAGGAAUUCGAAGGACUCGAGGACAUGUGCAAAUACCUCGCGAAACUCACCUCUGCAUUGACGCCGGCAGAGUCCCCCGACUCACUCAACUCGUUGCCGGCGAGCCUGAAGCCCAUGCAGGCAGAGAUCGACAUAGUGGCCCUGGCCUCGAAAUGCAAAGACACCGCGGGGAGCUUGUCCGAUUAUCUCAAAGGUAUGCGCCUGGGUGAUGCCUCUCGGACAAGGGGCGCAAGCCUUCUGUUAGCUGUCAAGGGAAGGCUGGGCAGGCAUCGAAUCAAUGAGAUGCAGAAAACGCUGGAUCGGUAUCGAAAUGAUCUGAUAGACUGCAGCAGGACAAAUCUAAUUAAUCAACGGGCCCGCAGCAAGAGACAAUCCAGCGUGCUGAUGUACUUGGAGGAGCUUAAAGUAGCAAAUCUGAACCUGGUACAUGACCAUUCGACCAAGUUGAACGAGAUUCUGGAACUCGUUCGAAUGAUUCCUAGCCAGGCGAGUAAGGUGCUUAAGGAAGACGAUGAUUCGGUCCUCUUCCAGGCCAUGUCUAAGGCGCUUGAGACCAUCGCGGCUUCGUCGGCCCGGCAGUGGCUCCCGGAACAUGAGAUUGUCCACAGUCUCUACUUCGACUCGUUGAUUGUCCGACACGAGUCCAUUCAAGGUGCUCACAGGAAAACGUUCGAAUGGCUGUUGCGGAGUCGCGGAAAGAGACCGGGUCGGGAUAGGUCCUGUCCUCAAGCCACGCUUCUAGAAUGGCUGCAGUCCGGAAGCGGCAUGUACUGGGUAUCGGGCAAGCCGGGAUCGGGGAAGUCAACUUUGAUGAAGUUCAUUGCUGACCACCAGGAAACGCAAAAGGCUCUUGAUAGAUGGGCGGGGCCGAGCGAGUGCACGACGGCAGCCUUUUACUUCUGGAGUGCGGGGGCGCGCCUGCAAAAGUCGGUGGAAGGGCUGUUGAGGUCGUUGCUGUUUGAGGUCCUUGUCCAUGUCUCGGAGCUCAUCCCCGUCGUGUUCCCCGAACGGUGGGCCUCUAUGACGGCAACAAGCAUGAAGCGUAGGCGGAACUUUGGUGUCAACAGCGACAAGCGUCGGCGAGACUGGACCGUCCAGGAGCUAUCUGAGGCACUGUAUCGGUUGUCGAAAACCCCUGACGGUUCCUCGAAGCGGUUCUGCUUCUUCAUUGACGGGUUGGACGAGUAUCACGGCGACCAUCGCGAGCUCAUCCGGAUUCUGUCCGCCAUAUCGGCGAACCACAACAUCAAGCUGUGUGUUUCGAGCCGCCCAUGGAAUGUCUUUGAAGACGCGCUUGGCCAGGACUCGUCUCGGAAGCUCUAUGUCCACGAGCUCACGCGAAACGACAUCAUAGAAUACACCAAUUCGACGUUCCAGCAGGAUGCAAACUGGGUAUCCGGAGCUAGGAUUAACCCCCGAUACGGCAUGUUGGUCGACGAGAUUACCGACAAGGCGCAGGGAGUAUUCCUGUGGGUUGUGCUCGUUGUCAGAUCUCUGCGGGAGGGGCUAAGCAAUGGCGACUCGCUGCACAUGCUGGAGCUGAGAAUCAAGAACAUGCCCCAGGAGCUGGGGCCCUUCUUCCGGCACAUCCUCUCGUCCAUCUCGUCCAUAUACCACGUGCAGAUGGCUCUGUCUUUCCAGGUCGCUCUCAAUGCUUCUAGGCCGCUCACCCUCAUGCACUUCUCGUUUCUCGACGACUGUUUCGAGACCGAGCAGUUUGCAUUCCGCGCCCCGAUCAGGCCGAUGGACAACCACGACAUAUUCAGUCGACACCAGACAGUGCGUCGGCGGCUGAAUGCUCGCUGCAAGGGAUUCCUCGAGGCACACCUACACCCUCCCGAGACACGGCCGCAUCUCGCGCACAGGGUGGACUUUCUCCACCGUACCGUGCGAGACUUCCUUCGGACGGACGAGAUGGCGCAGUUCCUCGAGGACCUGCUGGGAGACUACCCGACGAACACAGUCAUGGCAAAUGCAUAUUUAGCCUUCAUCAAGAGUCUUCCGCCCGAUGGUUCCGCUGCGGCACUGGUGGAGGAGGCUCUGCACUAUUCGCACAAAGCAGAGAAGGAGUCGGCAGAGGUGGCCGUCCAGUGCGUCGAUGAACUCCUCCACACGGUCCGCGCUAUGAAGCUGGAUCUAGCGAGUCCGACGGAGUUCUCCCGCUUGGUUGUACGAAACGGACUGUGCGAAUACGUUUCCACCGCGAUACAGGCCGGCUCCGAUGGUUUCACCGACACCUCGCAUCUCCUCGAUAUCGCUCUUCAAAACGCCAGCUCCAUUAACCCCGACGACCCCGACAUGAACGACAUGGUGUCAAUGCUUCUGAACGAAACUACGAAGCUUAGUAACAAGCAAUGGCGCCUGUAUGUCAUAGGUCUCCAGUCGUCGGUCGGGCGAACAACCGACCCGGAUAUGGUGAAGUGCCACUCGCGAAUGCUGAGCCUAGUCCUCCCGCACGUCGAGAAUGUCAACGCCCUGAACCUAGCCAGUGUAACAUGGGGCGGCCUGUUUGCCAACAUUGUUUCCGACACGGACGCACCGCGGGCCGUGGGAAAUAUACGGCAGAAGAUGCUGGCAGAGCUACUAGCAUACUGGGCGGAUCCCAACGGCGCGUACAGGGGCCAGACUAUUUGGGCCUGGCUGUGCGGCAUCCUCCGUCUUUGUACGGAAAACGAGGCCUCUCAGCGAAACGCCAUUCGGAUGGAGUUUUUGUCGAACCUAACGGAGAUGCUGCUGAAGGCAGGCGCUGAUACCAGCCAUGCCAGUUCGCUGACUGUCGACGAAGCGCGGUCUAUCUUCCCUGCUCGAUUGGCAAAUCCCAUCUGCGACUUGUUGAGGAAGCAGCCUGUGUCUCCGAGUCCUGUUACUGGUUGGGGUGCUUACUUUCUGUCUUUUGUCCCAGGAUUUUCUAGGUUUUCGUCAGCCACGCCGGCGAACAGUCCGGCUUACUGAAUAAAUCCAUAAACGAUCUUU